AAUUUCAAAAAUGCACUGCGUAUACGACAACUGCACUUCCAACCCUAAUGGCUACCGCAACAAUAGGUCGCUUCGUAGACAUAUCAGAGAUGUUCAUGGCUAUUCAAUUGAAGUCUCUACAAGUAGCAGGGCAUACCAAGAUGCUGACGACACUUGCGUAUUUCCAUCUUGCUAGUAUAAUACAGACGACCAAGAGGCGUACAAGGAGCAUCUAAUGAAUGCGCAUGAUUUUCCUAUAUCUCUCGGCAACCAACCUUCGGAGUUGGCAGGAGUGGACGAGCAACCGUCAGCUCAGGAGGACAUAACUGCGGGACUGCUCGCUUCAAGCCCUAUGACUUUAACUGAUGA
Messenger RNA from Umbelopsis ramanniana AG, 348 nucleotides. RefSeq lists its product as uncharacterized. NCBI's taxonomy places the organism in Eukaryota, Fungi, Mucoromycota, Umbelopsidomycetes, Umbelopsidales, Umbelopsidaceae. The coding region runs from base 48 to 215 and encodes 55 amino acids. The transcript is spliced from 3 exons. The record is from RefSeq and is a predicted model, not a curated record.